Molecule: messenger RNA, 2000 nt
Organism: Rhopalosiphum padi (bird cherry-oat aphid)
Lineage: Eukaryota; Metazoa; Arthropoda; Insecta; Hemiptera; Aphididae
Product: serpin B4-like
Exons: 8
Coding region: 311-1477 (388 amino acids)
Biological process (GO): negative regulation of endopeptidase activity
Molecular function (GO): serine-type endopeptidase inhibitor activity
Source: RefSeq, a predicted model, not a curated record
ACAAUAACAAUUAACAAUAGACAGAAUAAUUAUAAAAUUAAUAAUAAUUAUAAUAAUUUAUAAUACAUAGUACAUACUGGUAAACAUAUAAAUCGUUUUUAUUCUUUUCAGUCGACGCAACCGCAGCGGACGAAUUAUAGCUAGUUACUUGGUUACGUCCGAAAUUUAUUGCAAGAAGUCAUCCGGUUGUCAAAUUUUAAUUCAAGAAGAAUACCACGACUGCUCGCGAGUUGAGAUCAUCUCAUUGAACUUAACCACGUAUUCGUUUCUAAACAUUAGUUCGCUGUAAACGAGAUAUACCAACGACAUUAUGAGUGACGAUCCAAAAAAUAUGGCACUUGCUACAAAUUUAGAAGCGUUAAGUUUAGCAAAUCAUGAUUUUUCAUUUUCUUUGUACAAGGAAUUGGCCAAAACUGAAACAGGAAAUAUUUUCUACUCUCCAUUCAGUAUCCAUGUGAUUAUGUUUAUGGCUAGUAUUGGAGCAGCUUCAAAAACUUUUGACGAAAUGAUAGCCACUAUUCAUUUAAAUAAAACUACUCAUUCUCUGGAAGCUUAUAAGAAUUUAUUGGAAGACUUAACAAGUGAUAGUGAUAAUCUGAAACUGGCGACUGGAAUGUUUGUUGAUACAGCUUUCAAUGUUAAAGAUAGUUUUGUGGAAAACUCUAGAAAAUAUUUGAAAUCUUCUAUGGAAAAAUUGAAUUUCAAAAAUGACCCAGAACAACAGCGUAAAUAUUUAAAUGAUUGGGUCUUAAGCAAAACCAAUAACAAAAUCAAAGAUCUAUUUCCCAAAGAUACCAUUACUCGAGCUACUGCCUUAGUAUUGGCAAAUGCUGUGCAUUUUAAAAGUGCUUGGGAACAUAAAUUUAAUGAUGCAGAAGACGAUUUUUUUUAUGUGACUCCAAGCAACAAAGUAACAGUCAAAAUGAUGACAUUAAGACAUGAUUUGCAAUACUAUCAUGAUAGUGACCUAAAAUUUGCUGCACUCGAAUUGCCCUAUGAACACCAUGCUUUUAAAAUGAUAAUUUUAUUGCCUGAUGCUAAAGAUGGUUUAAAAGAGCUGGAGAAUAAUUUUUCAAAAAUUAACUUGCAUGAUAUUUCAAAGAAAAUGACCCAGUAUCAUGUUACUGUUAAAUUACCUCGUUUCAAGUUAGAACAGUCACUGCAAUUAGAAGAAGUAUUAUCAAAUCUUGGAAGUCCAACAAUGUUUACACGAGAGGCAAACUUUACUAACAUUGUUGAAAAUGGUGAUUUGUAUGUGAGUAAGGUUGUACAUAAGGCAUAUGUUGAUGUCAAUGAAAAAGGAACUGAGGCUGCAGCAGCUACUGGUAUAAAAGUAACGUUCCUAAGACUUCCUGUACAACUACCCAAAGUAAAUUUUGUUGCUGAUCACCCUUUUGUUGUUUCUAUCAUUUCUAGAACAAAUACCAUUUUAUUUAUGGGCCGUUUAUCAAAACUGUUUAAAUUUUAUCAUUAUUAAUUUUCAGUUAAUAGUUUUAUGUAUAAUUAAUACAACAAUAAAUUGUGAACACUAUUUAAUAUUUUUUACUCAUAAAACUAUAAAAGUAUUAAGUUGGCGGGAGGUGGGUCAAGUGGCAAUCAUAAUGUUGUAGACUAAUUUUUAAUAUCCAAUUGUUGAAAUACCUACAUUUGUCUCAUUGUGUGUUAAAUAUUUUGCUAAACUAGCUUUGGUUGUCUUAAGUGAAUGUUAUUUUAUAUAUCAUAAUUCAUAACUAACUGUAAUUUAAUGUUAUGUUUAUUAAUAAUUAUUGUAGAACGGCUUAUAAUUAAUCGCGCGCUCAUUCGAUUUGCACAAAUUUGCAAAUUGCUUAUUUAAAUCUGAGAGUCUUUUGGCGCGUAUCAAGGGCGGAGUCGACGGUCGUUACGUCCUUCGGUAGUUUUUCAUGCAUUUAUAAUUGUAUCUUUAGUAAAACAUGUACGGUAUUUCGUUUUUAUAUUAUUCAUUUUUUUGCGUAUUACAAAUAUAUAUUAUUGCAAUUACA